AUGGAGGCUGAGAAGAACCUCUUUUUGCGGCGACGCGGCGAGGAUAGCGGCCUGGGUAAAGGACUGACCCUCGCUGUGUUAAACGCCCCUCGACUACCCUUCGUCCCCUUUCGCAUUGAGCGAAAUAAUGGCAACCGCACGAGGGUAUCAGGCCAACGCGCGUAUGACGUGUUAGCUGCAGGUGUGGCUUUGAUUGGGUACCAAUAUGCGCGAAUUGGGCACCAGCAAAGUUCAUGCAGUGGGCCUCCAGAGAGGAAUAUGAAGGAUGCAUAG
Messenger RNA from Penicillium canescens, 273 nucleotides. RefSeq lists its product as uncharacterized. The record is from RefSeq and is a predicted model, not a curated record. The transcript has 2 exons. NCBI's taxonomy places the organism in Eukaryota, Fungi, Ascomycota, Eurotiomycetes, Eurotiales, Aspergillaceae. Bases 1 to 273 code for a protein of 90 amino acids.